This is a messenger RNA of Peromyscus leucopus (white-footed mouse), 2347 nucleotides long. RefSeq names its product protein tyrosine phosphatase non-receptor type 6 (gene Ptpn6). The transcript is spliced from 16 exons. Bases 341 to 2128 code for a protein of 595 amino acids. Gene Ontology annotation, molecular function: protein tyrosine phosphatase activity. The record is from RefSeq and is a predicted model, not a curated record. Gene Ontology annotation, biological process: protein dephosphorylation. NCBI's taxonomy places the organism in Eukaryota, Metazoa, Chordata, Mammalia, Rodentia, Cricetidae.
AGUCAUGAAUGUUCAGGGCCACACUCCUUGCCUUUGACGGCAGACUGUGGGAAGUCUGGCCCUCCCCCACCCUGCCACCCUUCUGCUUCUCUUCCCUUGCUCUGAAAAGAGAAGUACAAGUGAGUUCCCCCAAGGGGUCGGCCGCGCCCCUUCCUGUCUCCGCCCUCCUGGCUGCCCCAGGCCAGUAGAGUGGUAGCCCGGGAGCGGGGCAGCAGGUUGGGGUUGUUGGGAGGCCUGGGCUCUGAGAGCCUUGCUGGAGGCUCAGCCCGAGAGGUUUCCACCUGUCCAGACAGGCUGUGCCCUCCACAUUCUCAGCAGCCAAUUCAGCAAGAGCCCCAGGAUGGUGAGGUGGUUUCACCGGGACCUCAGUGGGCCUGACGCGGAGACCCUGCUCAAGGGCCGGGGAGUCCCUGGGAGCUUCCUGGCUCGGCCCAGUCGCAAGAACCGGGGUGACUUCUCCCUCUCAGUCAGGGUGGAUGACCAGGUGACCCACAUUCGGAUCCAGAACUCGGGGGACUUCUAUGACCUGUACGGAGGGGAGAAGUUCGCGACCCUGACGGAGCUGGUGGAGUAUUACACUCAUCAGCAGGGCAUCCUUCAGGACCGAGACGGCACCAUCAUCCACCUCAAGUACCCACUGAACUGCUCGGACCCCACGAGCGAGAGGUGGUACCAUGGUCACAUGUCUGGAGGGCAAGCAGAAUCCCUGCUGCAGGCCAAGGGCGAGCCCUGGACGUUCCUUGUGCGAGAGAGUCUCAGCCAGCCUGGCGAUUUCGUGUUGUCUGUGCUCAAUGACCAGCCCAAAGCUGGCCCAGGCUCCCCACUCAAGGUCACGCACAUCAAGGUUAUGUGUGAGGGUGGACGCUAUACUGUGGGUGGCUCGGAGACCUUUGACAGCCUCACAGACCUGGUGGAGCACUUCAAGAAGACAGGGAUCGAGGAGGCCUCAGGUGCCUUUGUCUACCUGCGGCAGCCUUACUAUGCCACUCGGGUAAAUGCUGCGGACAUCGAGAACCGGGUCUUGGAACUGAACAAGAAGCAGGAGGCCGAGGACACAGCCAAGGCCGGCUUCUGGGAAGAGUUUGAGAGUCUGCAAAAGCAGGAGGUAAAAAACUUGCACCAGCGCCUGGAAGGCCAGCGACCGGAGAACAAGAGCAAGAACCGCUACAAGAACAUUCUUCCCUUUGACCACAGCCGAGUCAUCCUGCAGGGACGGGACAGUAACAUCCCCGGGUCUGACUACAUCAAUGCUAACUACGUCAAGAACCAGCUGCUAGGUCCAGAUGAGAACGCUAAGACCUACAUCGCCAGCCAGGGCUGUCUGGAGGCCACAGUUAAUGACUUCUGGCAGAUGGUCUGGCAGGAGAACACCCGAAUCAUCGUCAUGACCACCCGCGAGGUGGAGAAGGGCCGGAACAAGUGUGUCCCAUACUGGCCGGAGGUGGGCACUCAGCGAGUCUACGGCCUCUACUCGGUGACCAACUGUGAAGAGCACGACACAGCAGAAUACAAACUCCGCACUUUACAGAUCUCCCCACUGGACAAUGGGGACCUGGUUCGGGAGAUAUGGCACUACCAGUACCUGAGCUGGCCUGACCAUGGGGUCCCCAGUGAGCCUGGGGGUGUCCUCAGCUUCCUGGACCAGAUCAACCAGCGACAGGAUCGUUUGCCUCACGCAGGGCCCAUCAUUGUGCAUUGCAGUGCGGGCAUUGGCCGAACAGGCACCAUCAUCGUCAUUGACAUGCUCAUGGAGAGCAUCUCCACCAAGGGGCUGGACUGUGACAUUGACAUCCAGAAGACCAUCCAGAUGGUACGGGCACAGCGCUCUGGCAUGGUGCAGACGGAGGCACAGUACAAGUUCAUUUACGUGGCCAUUGCCCAGUUCAUUGAAACAACCAAGAAGAAACUGGAGAUCAUACAAUCCCGGAAGGGCCAGGAGUCGGAGUAUGGGAAUAUCACCUACCCUCCUGCUAUGAGGAGUGCCCACGCCAAGGCCUCCCGUACCUCCUCCAAACACAAGGAGGAGGUGUAUGAAAACGUGCACAGCAAGAACAAGAAGGAAGAGAAAGUGAAGAAGCAGCGGUCAGCAGACAAGGAGAAGAGCAAAGGUUCCGUCAAGAGGAAGUGAGCUGGGCGUUUCAUCUGCAGGUGGCCAUGCAUCAGCCUCAAUCCCUGCAGAGGCCUCCACUGGACAGAUCAAGACCCCUGACUCACACCAGACCCUAGGACCACGGCCAUCCUCUUGUAAUUUAAAUGGCUGUGGUCCUCUGAACCUGUACAUAGCCCAGCAAGCCCCCAGGCAAAGCCAGACUUCUAUUCUUGUAAAUAAAGCCCCCGGACCACUGUG